Cladocopium goreaui is the source of this 1649-nucleotide messenger RNA. The record is from the annotation of a GenBank genome assembly. Lineage: Eukaryota; Dinophyceae; Suessiales; Symbiodiniaceae.
AAAAACCGUUGCUUGAUGACGUUUUAGCGGUAUGGUGGUGGAGGCAAUAGGUUUCGCAAAGUCUGAACGCCGACGCUUCAACGAUGCUGAAUAUGUCUUGUCGUUGGUGGGCGACACCGAAUCCCUGAGCAUCGAGGUGGAGCACGCAGAGGACGGUCGGCGAUGGCGUUCCCGGUUCGCUGCAAGUUUCGUGGAGGAAAUCACGCGCCGAACGGGGAAUGCCAAAAAGUUUGAUGUAUUUUGCCGGAUGUUGCUUUCAGCAUUGGCACAGGAGUCCGACUCUGUCUACUUAGACGUCCUCACUGCUCGUGACCUGGAAAUGCUCCGGCGUCAUGCAAACCCACAGGGACCGCCCACUGCAAAUCCAGCCGCGGCUCAAUCAGACAAGAGGUAUGUGAUCCUCACAUACCGAGCGGAGUUUGACAAGGUGCACUAUCCGUUGCCACUUCCGCUGGAUGAGAGAAGCGAAGAGGAUGUCUUGCGAACAAUGGUCACGCGCUUGAAAUCUGAGCUUUCUCAAGCACAGGACACCGUAGCCAAACUGCAGGGUCCUCAUCUUGUGGAGCCAGACAAUGAGCAGCUGCUGGCGCUGCAAAGGCAGAACAAACAGCUGAGCGAAGGCAUGCAAGCAAUACAAAAGGAAGCGGAGCAGCUAAGAGCGGAGUUGCGGCUACGAGUCACCAGCCAAGGUCACCAGAACCAUGCUCGUGACGAUGAGGUGCUGCGACUGCGCAACGAGCUGACUCGCACCAAGGCAGAGGUGAAGAGCCUCAAAAACGAACUCCAACAACGGGAGCUUGCGCAAAAACGCACCCGUGAGAAGGAAGCUGCGGAGCUGCGGGCAGAGAGGCAGAAGGCAGAUCGCUUGCAGUCACAGCUCAAGAAAGUGGAGGAGGAGAAGCGGAGUUUGGCUGCGCGCAUUCGUGGUGACAGGUCGCGACCUGCAUCUCGCACCCCGAGUGCUGAGAGGGCCCGACCUCCAUCCAGGCCACCGAGUCGUCCUCCGCCUCGGCCGAUGAGGCCAACGAGCAGAGGUUCCUCUGUGGCAUCAUCACGAGAGCGGACGCCGUCGCCCAGUUCCUUUUUACGCGGCAGGCCUGCGGAUGGCAGAGACAGCAGACCGGCCCCCCCUCGCCAAGAAGCAAGGCCCAGCUUGAAGUCGGGUUCACCAGGACGGAAUGAUGCCAGGAGUUACUCUCCAGGUUCCACGCUGUCACCCUACAGGCGUCCUGCGGGGCCAGGGAGUCGCAGUCGUGAGUGCACGCCUUCUCCACAGUCCCUGCGACGUGGACCGUCCAGCAAUGGUGCAAGCAAAGUCACAGGUUCUGCCUUUACCCUCAGAGAGCGCAGCGGAGCCACACCAGGCCUUAGUGCCAAGCCUGUAUCCACUCGGUAUGGAGGCGGAACAGCAGUUGCGCCGCCGGAGGUCCCUGAUUCACACCAGCCAGGGAGCCUGUUUGGACUGGCAGCAAAUCUGGGCCUGGGAGGCGUGGCAGCUCCAGAUGCCGAGGCCUGUGACAUUGAUGCCCGUCUCCAAGCCUUGCAGUCCUUCCUAAAGCAGACGAAGAACAUAGCUGCUUGAGAGUCACUGCUGUGCCGCUUUGGCUUGGCCUUCAUCUUUCACCUGGUCACAUGGCAUACGAUUCAUA